Salvia splendens (bonfire salvia) is the source of this 2546-nucleotide messenger RNA. Its product is annotated as protein FAR-RED IMPAIRED RESPONSE 1. The record is from RefSeq and is a predicted model, not a curated record. The transcript has 3 exons. Bases 292 to 2373 code for a protein of 693 amino acids. Gene Ontology annotation, molecular function: zinc ion binding. Lineage: Eukaryota; Viridiplantae; Streptophyta; Magnoliopsida; Lamiales; Lamiaceae. Gene Ontology annotation, biological process: regulation of DNA-templated transcription.
ACGAAAUCCCAUUGCCCUAAUCAGAAAAUCCGUACUCUCAAUUCCAUCAUCGCCCCCAAUUCUCAUUUCUGCUACGAUUUCACUGCUAACUGAUCUUCAUCAACAGCCGAUAUCUCUCUCUAUCUCUGUAUAUACACAUUUUCUGUGUUUUCACAAAUCCUCUGUUUGUCUGUUCCAGCUCGCAGAUUACGCGCAGUGUGUGUUUUCUAUGUGAAAAAAGCACCAGCUCUCUUUCUAUCUCUCACUCUAUAAUUCAUAGUAAAAUAAGGAGAAUUGAUACCUCAUACCUCAAUGAGACUUGAUCUUCAUCGUCAAUCAAUCGAAAAAGCAGCUGAUUCCGCUCCAAUCACCAUCGACUGCGAAGCCAGCAAUCGCGAAUUCGAGUCCAAAGAGGAGGCGUUCACCUUCUACAAAGAGCACGCACUAGCCGUUGGAUUCUCCGCCAUCAUAAAGGCCAGUCGUCGAUCGAGAAUCUCCGGCAAAUUCAUCGAUGCGAAGUUCGUCUGCACUCGCUAUGGCGCCAAGCCAGAAACUAGUGUGGAUCCAGAAAUCGCAGGAAAUGCCCAAUCGAAGAAGAAACGAGGCCGUAUCAAUCGAUCGUGGUCGAAAACGGAUUGCAAAGCUUGUAUGCACGUGAAGAGGAGGCAGGAUGGGAGGUGGAUCGUGAGCAAUUUCGUGAAGGACCAUAAUCACGAUCUCGUUAUCGAUGAUCCCGGUUUGAGAAAUGUGAGGAGGAAGAAGAUGUGUGUGAGUUCGGCUCGAGCUCGAGCUGAGAGCUUCUCAGGCGACGCGCAGGUGUUGCUCGAGUAUUUCUCGUCUAUGCAAGACGAGAAUCCCUACUUCUUUUACGCGGUUGAUCUGAGCAAAGAGCAGCUUCUGAGGAAUGUGUUUUGGGCUGAUGCAAAAGGGAGGAUUGAUUAUUUCAAUUUCGGAGAUGUGGUGUUGUUUGACACAAUGUAUAAAAGGAAUGAGUCUAAGUUGCCAUUUGUACCUUUCAUUGGGAUGAACAAUCACUUUGAGUUCUCGCUGCUUGGCUGUGGAUUUGUCGCAGACGAGAGCAAAUCAUCGUACGCGUGGCUGCUUCGCGCCUGGCUGAGAUCAGUGCGCGGCCGAGCACCUAAGAUCAUCCUGACCGAUCAGGACAUCGUGCUGAAGGAGGCCGUGGCUGAGGUUUUCCCCGCCUCUCGACAUUGCUUUGCUCUGUGGCACGUGUUUAGUAAGAUCCCGGAGAAGCUAGGUUACGCGAUGAGGCAGCACGAGGAGUUUGUGGAGAAGUUUCACAAGUGCAUUCUCAAGUCUCAGACUGAGGAACAGUUUGAGAAACGGUGGUGGAAAAUGGUCGAUAGGUUCGAGCUGAGGAGCGAUAAGUGGAUUCAGUCGUUGCACGAUGAUCGCCUGAGAUGGGCCCCGGUGUAUAUGAAAGGCGCGUUUUUGGCAGGGCUGUCGUCUCCGCAGCGUUUGGAGAGCGUGGUUUCUGCUCUAGACAGAAGCUUGCUGCGUAAGACGAGCAUCAAGGAGUUUCUGCAACAGUAUAAGACGAUGUUAGACGAGAGAUACGAGGAGGAAGCAAGAGCAGAUGUCGACAGUUGGCAGAGGCAGCCGGGAUUGAAGUCCCCGUCUCCGUAUGGGAAACAGAUGGCUCAGAUAUACACUCAUGCCGUGUUCAAGAAGUUCCAAGCCGAGGUCUUGGGGGUGGUCGCUUGUCACCCGAAGGUGGAAGGAAGAGACGAGGAUGCAACGACUGCGUUCAAAGUCCAUGACUUUGAGGCAAACCAGGUUUAUCGUGUAACAUGGAACGAAGAGACAGAAGAUGCAUCGUGUGGGUGCCGGAUGUUUGAGUACAACGGAUUCCUUUGUAGACAUGUGAUGAUUGUUCUUCAAAUUUGCGGUGUGAAUAGCAUACCGGCUAAAUAUAUCUUGCAGAGGUGGACAAAGAAUGCGAAGAAUGGAGAGGAAGCGAGUCGAGCUGAUGGAUUGGAGUCGAGGGAUGAACGUUGCAGUGAUCUGUACGAGCGCGCGUGUAAACUGGGCGAUGUAGCUUCGUGGUGCCAAGAGACAUACAGAGUUACCUUUGCUGCAGUAGAAGAGGCUGUUAGAAAGUGUGAAAACAUUAACAAUUCAGUCGAAAGACUCGAACACGUGUCGCUGUCACGCCCCAGUUUGCCUUCCAAUAAUGCUCUUCAAGAAUCUGGAGGAGUAAUUCAGGGCAAGACUAAAACAGAGGAAAUCAACUCAGGGAAAGAAAAAGUGCAUCUGGAGCAGGAGACAACAACUACUGGGCUGCAAUGGGACCAAAUGGGAUAUUUGAAUUUUCGAGCAUCAACGCUCGAUUGUUGCUACGGACCACAGCAAACCGAACAAGGGAUGGUGUGAAGCCACCAAACACGCCUGUGAAUCCCGAGCAGUAGUUCAUCUCGUUGGCUUGAUAACUAUAGGAUAGCUAAUCUUGAGAGUUCUAACCUAUGAUGUGCAGCCAUUUUUGGGCUAAUAUUAUGUACAGUUGAUGAACAAGAUAAAUUUUUUAAUAGAAAGUUCAAAUGGCAAAC